This is a messenger RNA of Cinara cedri, 1463 nucleotides long. The record is from the annotation of a GenBank genome assembly. Lineage: Eukaryota; Metazoa; Arthropoda; Insecta; Hemiptera; Aphididae.
AUGUUUAAACAAAAACUUACGAGAACCGUUGACGGUAAUUACAUAAUAAGUGUUAAAGAUGUCGUUGACUUGGACAAAACGAUUAAAUUAGCUUGCAUCGACUAUGAUAAAUCCGUAGAAGAAAACCAAAGGUUGAGAUACCAAAAUAAACACAUAGAAACAAAAUGUAUAGAACUUCAGGUGAAAUUGGACGAAGUGAAAACAAAUCUAUGCUUGGCAUUAGAUUAUAAAGUUGGUGAUAAUCGAGAUGUAAUGCAUUUGAUAAACGUCUGUGUCGCGUUAAACGCCCGCGAAAGCGAACAUCAGUACAUCCUGGAAGAAAAGAACAAGUUAAAGCAAACAUUGGAUUUACAAUUAUUGAACAUACGCUCGGAAAUUUCAAGCCGCUGUGAUGAACUUACAAGUACCGUCGAAAAACUGAAAGAAGAAAUUAUCGUUAAGGAUGCUAUAAUAUCAGAAUUGAUCAACGGUAUUCAUUCGAUUAAGACAACAAACGACGAAAUGUACGCAAACGAUAAAAUAUUAAAAGAGAAACUGUUGACCGAAUUAAAGAAUACUAAACGUGAACUACACGAAGCCAAAUAUAUAACAGCCGUGCACAUCGGCCGAAACCACGACAUUAACGAACAUUAUUUACAAGUAAAAUGUCUGUAUGAAGGUUUGCGCAAAGAAAAUGCAAAUUUGAAAUCGUCUAUGGGAAUAUACCAACGCCAAUUGGCAAACAGAUCAAAACAAUGCACCGACAACGUUAAACUGAUGGAAACGCUUCAAUCGAAUGCGAUCGAACAGAAACGGAACGAAACAUUAUUGGCGGAUAAAUACGAACAAGCGACUGUCCGAAUAGAAAAUCUGAUCUGUGAGACUAAUAUAGUUAACGUUUACUUACAUAUUUACUGUAUUUACUCAUAUACUUAAAUGAACAGUGAUUUUUUAAUUUUUCGAACCUUUAGACAAAACGAUUUUUCUGGACAAUCGCGUUAAACUGUUAGAGGGCAACUUAAAAGAGAAGUGCUCACAAAUUAGUACGGUCGAACGAAUUGCUAACGCACAGCUGGCAGAAUCUAUUGGUAUCAUAGACAAAUUAUCGCAGAAAUGCAAAGUACGUAGUCGAUCGGUUAAACGUUUGUAAUUUUAGUUUCGCUCGAAUAAUUAUAAAUGCAACAUAAAUUAUGUAUACCUAUACACAAAUCCAUAUUUCUGGGUGGGGCGCUGCUCACUUAUAAUAUUAUCAUGUUGCACUUUAUAAUAUUAUGAAGAAAUACAAUAUGUACCAGUGACUAUUGGCGUUUUGAUUAUUUAUGACCGUAAAACUCGCGAACAAACUAAUUUCCAUUUGUAAAUAGUUUGUGUUAUUUUAUGAUUUACAGGAACUCGAAUUAAAGAACGCCAAAUAUGACGGAAUGCAAAACGCAACAUUGCGUCCGUCAAACACUAUUGACGAAAAAGUUAAGGUAAACGUAUAA